Physella acuta is the source of this 3547-nucleotide messenger RNA. RefSeq lists its product as uncharacterized. The record is from RefSeq and is a predicted model, not a curated record. Gene Ontology annotation, biological process: signal transduction. Lineage: Eukaryota; Metazoa; Mollusca; Gastropoda; Physidae.
UGAGUUAUCUCAGCUGUAUAAUUCUGAGGAUUGGAAAAGUUAUUAUUUAGUCAGACAAACAAAAUUAUUUAAACAACACCAGCAACAGUAAAGAUGGCGCUAACUGAGAAAGAUAAAAUAGUGUUGUCAACUCCUUUUGGAACAAGAGAAAUACAAGUUCUCAUAGGAGACAUCACUAAAUUAAGUGUAGAAGAGAAAGUUGACCUUGUAUUUACUUCUGCAUUUUGUUGUGACUAUAAUCCAGUUCCAGGAACACUAAUUGGAAGCUUAAAACAGAAUCUUAACAUUUCAGUGAAACAUCUCGCCUCAUCUAAGGAACUAGAUUUACGAACACAUUUCUCAUGCUGGGUUUCACAAAAACUGGAGUCAUAUUUACCCUUUAAUCGCUUGGCCUGCUUUGAAUAUGACAGAGGUUCUGGCAAGCUAACAGAACAGCUUUCCCAAAUGUUUCGGGCCAUGAUGCCUAUCUUCAACAGUAAAGAGUCCAGUGUGAUAACUCCCCUUUUGGCUACAGGAAAUCAGGCCCAGUCUUAUACAACAGUAAUGGCAGGAAUGGUGAAUGCUGCAUGUGAAUGGAUCAGGGCUGGGCUACCUCUCCAGUGUUUGAAGAUAGUUUUGUACUCAACCAAUCCGCUAAAGCUGUCAGAACGAGAUGCAAAUUGCUUGAAGCUUUUCAGUGAGCUGAAGCUUAAGUGGAAUGAAUUGGAGAAUAUGACGGAAAUGGACAGUAAGUUGUGUGAUGUUUGUUUAUCUUAUGCACCUGAAGACGAACAUCUCGCCAAGAAUGUUGAAAAAAAUCUGCUGAAGCACAGCUCAGAUAUUAGCAUCCAUUCCGACAUCUUUGAGUUCAACCACAAUGAUGUUUGGCAGAGGCAGAUCUACAAUGUUAUGAAAAGUUCUAAAAAAAUUAUUGUGAUAUUAACUCCAGCCUACAUCGCAUCAAAAGAAUGUCUAGAGCAAUUUAACAUUGCCCUCUGCUGCAAUAGGCUGAGAAAAGAGGAACUUGUUUUACCUUUCUACAUGCAAACUAUAUCAUCCAUUCCAAGCUACAUGAGCAUUGUGCAGUACUUAGACUGUAGAUGUCUCAAACCAGGAGAGAAUGUUGAACAAGUUUUAAACAAAGCCUGUGCUGAUGUGAUAGACUCAGUGAAGCAUCAGCACAUUGACACUGGCGUAGAUUCCAAUAUUGAUGACACAGACAAAGCUAAGCUAGCCAAGAACAAGAAUAUUGUUUACGAUAUUUUCAUUUCCUACUCGCAUCGGCAUGUUAAAGAGCCCAAAGAAUUGGCUCAAAUAUUACAAAAGAAAAAUCCUGAAUUGAAUAUAUUUUUUGAUGUGAAUGAAUUGAAAGCAGGCAAUCUGUGGCAGGAAGCCCUGUAUGAAGCUGUGGACAAGUCUCAUUGUGUGGUCACAUUUUUAUCUUCACCCUACAUACAGUCUUCUACAUGCAAUGAAGAGUUCAACAUAGCUCUGGCCAGACAAUUAGCAAGGGACUCUGUAUAUCUGGUGCCUGUCCUCAGUGAAGAAUUAAAGACAAUCCCCAGAAGAUUCACCUCACUGCCGUGUAUUAGUGUAACACAGGAAAAUGGCAACCUUGACCUUCUGGCAGAUGAACUUGUUCACCUGGCCUUGAAAGCUAAAGAGAAGCCACGUAGCCCAGAUGUAAAAAUAUUGAAGAAUAAACUGCAAGUCAGACGAGGAAUGGAGUUUAAAGAGAAAUUUCAGUUAGAUGGAGGCCAUGUUGUCAGAAAAGUUAUGGCAGCCAAGGACAGCUUAAAAGGAGAGGUUGUAUUCAGCUAUGAAACAGGUCACUUAAAUCUGGCAGCAAUAACAGCUGCUAUCAUGAAGAAAGAAUGCCCAGGAUUGGUCUGUCACCUGCAGUCUACCAACCAAUCAGAGCGAAGAAUGCAUUUAGACACAGCUGAUUUAGUUGUCUUUUUUAUCUCAGACCAGUUUAUAACUUCCCAUCUUUUAGUUGAAGAGUUACACACAGUGUUAUGCAGACAAAAGACUGUGAAAGACAGAACUAUAAUAUAUCUUAUACAGUGUGAUCACAAGGCUCCUGUCCCAUUCUACUUUCACAUGCUGCCUUUCUCUGUGAGCCUUGAUGACAUCAUGUGGCGCCAGUUAGAACGAGCAAGCAGCAACAAGAAUCCUCAGUAUAAAGUUGACAUUGAUGGGAUGGCUGGCACAUAUCGUUGUCUGGCCUCUCAAAAUCUGGCACUGACGGCUGCUGCGCAUGAUGCAGUUUAUGUACUGGCACAAAGUGGUGUAGAUGCAGCUCUUCCAUGUAGUUUGGACAACAUAGUUAAACUGGACAAUGAUAUUUCUGGGUUACAAGAUGACCAGCUAGUGGUACACGAGAUUGCCGUCAAGCUUACCCCCCAGUAUCAUGUGACCAGAAUAGAAAACCCUCUGCUAGACACAAAACAAAAUGGAGACUCAGCAGCCACUCCUCUAAACACAAGAGAUAACAAGAAGGAUAACUCUUCACAACACCUGAAAAAUAAUAGGACUAAACAGGAAACAGAUCUGCAACCACAUGAUGCCAUUGGAAAAGAUUUCCCUGAGAACCAAGGAACUGUUAUUUUAGGUGUAUUUACAAAAGAUGAAACAAAUAAUCAAUCAGUAAAUAAAAAAGCUGAAACAAAUACUAAAUUAGUAGACAUAAAUACCAAAGACGAAACAACUAGGUCUACUAAAACAUACACUACUGCAGAACCAAAGUCACAAAGUGAGAAAAAAUCAACAAAGUUUUGCUCUGUUCUGUAACCAUACAAAUAGAUAUUCAACUUUGUUCUUUAAUCCUCAGGAACUUUAAUCAACAAAGUUUUGCUCUGUUCUGAAAUCAUAAAAAUAGAUAUUCAACUUUGUUCUUUAAUGCUCAGGAACUUUGUUGCCCUGUAAUCCUCAGGAUAUUUUUUCUGUUCUUUAAUUCCAUAAAAUAGAUUUAGAUUUAUAUGCUAGAAAACACAUUUUGUGGUAAUUUUAUGUUUAUUUAAGAUUUUUGAAAAAAGUAACAAAAUUCACUUGUACUACAGAAGAAGUGUUUCAGGUGUUGAAAAGUAAAAUAGGUAGGCCUAAUAGUAAUAGUAAUAACAGCUGCUCAUUGAUAUUAGCUAUUUUACACUAGAAAUUCUGAGCUAUCCAGCAAAAAAUUCAAUUAAAUCAUUUCAUUUAUGCUUUAGCACGAUCACAAAGUACCUAUUAGACCUCAAACCCUUUAUCUUAGGUCAAUUUAGUCAUAUCUCUGACUAAACACAACAAGAUAAAGGGGAAAAAAUGUGGGGUUUUUUUCAUUAUGAAGCCACAUGCAAGUUACAUUUUAUAAAAAUAAAUGUUAUAAAAUAAAAACAUUUGCAUAUCAUAUAUAGGCUACUCAAUUAUACUGUUAAUAUGAUAAAAUUAUUUAUAACCUGUUUUGGUUUUUACUUAUGCCAAAUUCCUGGAUAUUUAACUGUGUUUAUUAACUUUAUUAACUUUUAAACUUAUUAUAUUGUCUUUCAAUUGUUUUCUAUUUACUACAGAUAAUGUACUAUAAAAGGAU